Molecule: messenger RNA, 1497 nt
Organism: Emiliania huxleyi CCMP1516
Lineage: Eukaryota; Haptophyta; Isochrysidales; Noelaerhabdaceae
Exons: 7
Coding region: 31-1497 (488 amino acids)
Source: RefSeq, a predicted model, not a curated record
CUUCUUCCUACACUACACACGGAUGCCCCCAUGCCAACACUCGAGGAGGCGCUCCGGCGGAUCCAUCUUGAGCUCCAUCGCGACGCCGACCGGCACAACCUCACCGAUCCACACAGCCUCGGUCCGGCGGCCGUCAGCUGCGUCGCAGCCGACGGCGAGGGCAGUGUCGCCGAGGUUCUCUCGCUGUCGGUCGGUGGCUGGCCCGGCGGCAUCGAGACGGGCAUUGCGAUCCGGUCUCUCUCAAAGAUGAUCAUCAGCGCCGCCUUCCUCGCGCUGGUGGAGCGGGGCAGCACGCCGCUCACCAUGGCCAGCACCCUGUCUCAGUUCGUGCCGGAGUGUGCCGGCUCAUCGCUGGCGCACGCGAACGCCAGCAGCCUUCUCUCGAUGCGAUCCGCGCUCGACAACCGUCUCAACGCCGCCUGGCAGUCCGUGGCCGGCAUGGACGACCACGCCGCCUUCCCUCCUGUCUGCGACAGCCUCGGCCUCUCGCCGUAUGAGUGCGCUGCCACCGUCGUCUGCCCAGCCUACCCCGCCGUCGCGGAGGCCGCGCCGGUCCUUCCCGCGCAGCUGCGGGGCGCGCUCGACGCCGAGGGGUCCACCUGCAAGGACACGCACCAGUCGUGCGCCAGGUGGGCCUUGGCUGGUGAGUGCCGUGCGAACCCGUCCUACAUGCUGCCCGCGUGCGGCGCCGCGUGCGGCGCCUGCAGGCGCGGCUCGCAGCACACCGCCGCGUCGCUCGGCGAUCGGGCUUGGUGGCAGCGCGCGGACGACUCAUCGCCGCGCCUCGGCCCGACGCACCGCUGCCGGUACGACAACUUCGGGCCGUCGUUAGUCGACGCGAUGGUCGAGUCAGCGACGGGGCGGCCGCUGUGGCAGCACUCGCUCGAUCUCGUCGCGGCGCCGCUCGGCCUAGCGGCGAUGACGCGCUGCAUGGCCACAGAGGCCGGAGGCGGCCGGGGGAGAGGGGCAUCGGAGACCACCGUGUCGUGGGCAGCGUCGAACGGCCUGUUUGGCUCUGCAAAGGACCUCUCCCUCUUCGUCGCACUCCUCGCCAACGGCGGCGUGCAGCGCGGCAAGCGCGUGCUGGGCGCCGCGGCGGUGCGUGAGAUGGCGUCAGACCUGAACGACGACGGCCUCGAGUGCCAGGGCACAGACACGCUCGGCCUUGGGGGCAAGUGCGUGGCCGAGGAGUGGUGGGGCUGGGGCAGCACCUACGGCGCGCGCGUCCUUCUGCUGCCGCAGCGGCCUGCCAGUCUAGAAGAUGCAGGCCAGGCCCAGGCGCCAGAGCUGCCCAGCGGAGAGCGCGAGCGGCUCGGCGGCCGCCAGCACGAGUACGCGCACACGCAGGCGCUCGCUCUCCGAGCUUUGGCGGGCGCCACCGCCGAGGCCGCGGCGGGAGCGGAGUGGGCGUGCGUAGCGGGUGCGACCAUCUCGGCGGACGCGGUCGAGAGGGCGCUCGCAGCGGUGCGCGAGCGGCGGCCGGGAGCUAAGCGGUAA